GGCAGCCAGGCAGGAAGCAGCGUGGGCAGUCUCCCUGUGUCACCGCCUGCGUCAGACCAGACGCCAGGAGGGAGUUUUCCACUGACGAAAAAGGCUGCGCUUCUCGGCAGUCUGCUUCAGACAAGGGAAGCGCUUCGGCUGGUGCGGAGCCCAGGAGACAAUAGCAGCGAGAGCUGUCUAUACAUACACACAAAUUUAUACAUACAUAUAUGCGGGGAUUCGCGCACUGUUAUUUUUGUUCCUCCUUUUUUUUUUUUUUUUUUCUAAAUUCACAUAUUUUAUUUCUUGUGCUUAUUCGGAUUACUCUCCCCAUCUAUUGAUUAUCCAGUCCUUCUUUGAUUCCCAAUGGUGAUCGGAUACUUAAAUUGAUUCUUCACACUAGACGCCAUGACUGGGCUUCUGAAGAGGAAGUUUGAGGAGGUGGACGAGGACCCAUGCUACUCGUCUCCCUCGCCCUCUUCCCUCUCUUCUGCCUGCUCGGGCUGGGACUCGGAGGGGGAGAGCUGUUACUCGGACACCCUGGAUUCCAAUCCCAGCAACCCGUGCUCCCCAGCAACAAAUUUCAACACAACAUCCAUCCUGAAGAAAUCCAAAAGAGCACGCCGGGGCAACGUCACAUUCGACCAGGUGACUGUGUUCUUCUUCCCACGGUGCCAGGGCUUCACCAGUGUUCCCAGUCGAGGAGGCUGCAGCCUUGGCAUGAUGCAGCGCCACAGUGUGCGGCGUACAUACACUCUUGCAGAAUUUGCUGCGGAACAACGGGUCCUGCGCAGGGAAAAAUUCCUCAAUAGGCUUAGGGAAGAGAAGCUGGAAGCUAUGAAAAUGAAGCUGACAAAAAACGGAACCCAGGAAUGCGAGGAGGCAGAUCGGCUUACAUUAGACGACAUCCCCGAGCAAGACAUAGACAUCAGCAGUGCCAACCUGGACGAGGGCUCUUUCCUCCAGCCAUUCCCAUCUAAGAAGCGUUAUGCACUGCUCAAAGCAGCUGGUGUGAAGAAGAUUGACAAGGAGGAGAAGAGACAGCUGCACGAGCUGAGGCUCUCCAGGGAGAACUGCGGUUGUGACUGCCAGGGCUUCUGCGAGCCUGAAACGUGCAGCUGCAGCCUGGCGGGCAUCAAAUGUCAGAUGGAUCACUCUUCUUUCCCAUGUGGCUGCACCAAAGACGGCUGCGGCAACACAGAGGGCCGAAUUGAGUUCAACUCUAACCGUGUACAGACGCAUUACAUCCACACUAUAAUGAAGCUGGAGCUGGAGAAGAGGCUGGAGGAGCAGUCCAGCACAGAGGAAGAGGAGGAAGAAAACACUACAGACCCAAACACCCAGCUACCAGCGGUGCCCUCCUUCCCUUUCAGCUCAGAACUGAUGGCAGGCGGAGAGAACAGCUGCAGCAGUGACAUGACCGACUCAUCGGACUCAUCUGGUCAGAGUGAGGACUCUGAGGUAGGCGAGAGCCAGUGCAAGCAUCACAGCCAGCUGGAGGUCGAUGAGAAAGGUCUGAGCCGGAUAUUGAGUUUCAACGAUACGAACAGCGGGGAUAGCGAGGAUAAGGACAGUAAAAACACUUGUUGCCCAAAUCAACAGAAGCAUCAGCCAACAACAGAGGCGUUCAGUAGCUUUAGCAUCGUGGACUUUGCUGAUGAAAAUGACAACAUAGAUGCUGCACUGUUGGAAUCCACAGACAGUCACAUAGACAAUCGAGCAACGUCCAUUUCAGAACUCUUGGAUGAAAACGCCAACCAGGGAAACGGCAUUUUCCAUAGCUGCAGCGUCCCGCACACGCCUUCUCCCAGCAUUGAUCGCUCAGCAAGCUACGACAUGGACCUAAGCCUCUCCUCGGAGUCAGACCUGGAGUUCUUUGAUGGCUUCCCGUGCUUGGGGGCCAGCUCGCUUUAUAAUUCCCUGAAGGAGUACGAGCACAUGGACAACUAUUUCCAGUUUCAGCUGCCUAGCUACCCCAGUUUUCCCGCAGCAAGCGACACAGGGACCUGCCUGCUGGAGUCUCUGAUCGGCCUCUCAGAAUCCGUCCCAGAGCCCCCUGCUACAUUUACAGACAAUCAGCUGAUGGAGGAAGCCAUGAAACUGUCUGUGAUGGAGUCUGUGAAAGUUUGACAAAAUAUGUGAAUGAUGUAAGAAAGGAAAAGCCCACCAGAGAAAGAGAUGGGAGUGGGGGGUAGAAGAGGACUGAAAAAUGCACAUAAGAUGUCAAUGUGUUAUGAGGAAGCUGUGAUUUCCCUCUUCUUUUUUUUUUUUUUUUUUUUUUUGCCUAUUAAAUAUUCAGAUUCCAGACUUGCCUUCAAAAUGUUAGCAAAGCAGUUUGGGAUGAUUGCUGUGUGAGAUGGCAGCUAGGGGUUAAAAGUGGACAGAGAUCAAUUUGACCAGGCCAAUAGAAACCAGAGAAUCCUAAGAAAGCUCUUUUAACCAAACUAAGACCACCAACCGCUCGCUGAGCAGGAAUCACCCUUAAAACUGUUUCCAGGUUGGGUGUUAAUCUCAACACAGCUGAAUGUUCACCUCAGGGAAUUCAAUUUUUUUCUAGCUUUCUAGCUUUUGGAGGCAAUGUGUGGUGACCAUUGCUGUGAUUGCCUUCAUAAACCCGAGUCAGAUUGAGAUGUACAGUAGUUCUGUUUGCAUCCCCCCUUCCUUUUUGGAGAUGACUUGAGCGAAGAAAAGCUGAGGUCUUCAUCCCAAAAGGUCUUUUUAAGGUACAAGGAAAAAAAAAAAAUUCCUCUCAGAGCUCCUCGAUCAGCACUUUAUCUGUGAAAAUAACUAUUUAUGCAUAGGCAUUGUUUUGGUUAUUUGGGAUGGAUUCAACAGUUUGAUGCUAAAAUAUGGAGUUUCUUAUUUAUGGGCUGGUAUUGUUGCUCAUAUUCUUAAAAAAAAAAAAAGAAGCUGUAUCUGUAUUCUAUUUUGUUUUAAAUUAUUUCCUUUAUGGUUUUAUUUAUUUCAGAUGAAGCCUCCAUUCACAAAGCACUGUGGUUUGUUUACCUUAAAGUGCAAUCUUCCUUUUUUUUUUUUUUUUUUUUUUUUUUU
Messenger RNA from Gambusia affinis (western mosquitofish), 3030 nucleotides. It is a transcript of the gene csrnp1b, whose product is annotated as cysteine-serine-rich nuclear protein 1b. Gene Ontology annotation, cellular component: nucleus. The record is from RefSeq and is a predicted model, not a curated record. Gene Ontology annotation, biological process: regulation of transcription by RNA polymerase II. The transcript has 5 exons. The coding region runs from base 388 to 2109 and encodes 573 amino acids. NCBI's taxonomy places the organism in Eukaryota, Metazoa, Chordata, Actinopteri, Cyprinodontiformes, Poeciliidae. Gene Ontology annotation, molecular function: sequence-specific DNA binding; DNA-binding transcription factor activity, RNA polymerase II-specific.